AUGGCGGCCUGGUUCAGCUUCAGGGCGGAGGAGGACGAGCCGGAGGACGAGGCGUGCUUCUGGCGGUACGACUCCACUUGGGAGGAAGAGGAGGAGAACGAAGAGGAGGAUGGCGGCAGCGGCAAAGGCGGCGAGCCUGAGAGAGCGGAGGCGGCAGCCGAGGAGGAGCCGGAGGAUGCGGGGGAGCAGCCCGUGUCGAGCUGGGCGCGGGGCGCCCAGCAGGCCCAGCCUAGAUGGUAUACUUUGUGGCAGAAGCUGCUAAAGUUUUUUUUCAAUACUGAGGAGCAAAGAUCAUAUUCAUCACUGCUGUUCCAGAGAGGUUUUCAGUUCUCAGGCAGGCGUGACUGGAUUGCAGCAAGAGACCUGCAGAGAUACAGACAUCAUUACGUGGGUUUGGUAGAAUCAGAAAAUGAGGAGGAGGAAGAGAUGUGGAACUUAAGCUUUUAUAAAAAUGAGAUUCGCUUUUUGCCCCAUGGUUUGUAUAUUGACACUCUGCUUGAAUCUUGGAAGAACAACUAUGAAGUUUUGGAAGAUAACCAUUCUUACAUACAGUGGUUAUUCCCUUUACGUGAACAUGGGAUGAACAGACAUGCCAGACCACUCACCUGGAAAGAAAUCCAGGCCUUUAAGAGGUCCAAGGAAGUUAUGCAGAGGUUUGUACGUGCUUAUCAGCUCAUGCUGAGAUUUUAUGGAAUCGUUUUGGUCAAUGAGGAAACUGGAGAGCUUAAGAGAGCAGAGAACUGGGCUGAACGAUUUCAAAACUUGAAUCGGUUCAGCCACAACAAUUUGCGGAUCACUCGCAUCCUGAAGUGCCUGGGGGAGAUGGGAUAUGAACACUAUCAAGUGCACUUGGUAAAGUUUUUCCUAACAGAAACUCUUGUUAAGGAAACAUUACCAAAUGUCAAGAAAAGUGCCUUGGAUUAUUUCCUCUUCACCAUCAGAAACAAAAGGGAGAGAAGGGAACUAGUGCACUAUGCUUGGCAACACUUCAAACCUCGAGGCAGCUUCGUGUGGGGGCCGCAUGACAAACUCUUGAAGUACAGACCCUGCUCUGCCAAGUCACAGCUGCACCAAAAGGCUGAAGAUAAACAGGAAGCUCCUGGUGAAAAAUCUGAUAGUUCUGUGGAAAAGUAUCGGAGCCAGACUCUAGAGAAGGUGAAGAAAGCUGGAGAUGCUGCAGACUUGCAGCCUGAAAUGAGUAACGUAAAAGAGAAGAGAAGUGUAUGUGCUUUGAAGAGAGGAGAUGGUAAAGAGGAGAAGGAAGCUUCACUUACCCAGCAGGAGGAGAAGGUUUUAAACAGUGAUGCUGAAGAAGUGCAAGGUACAGCAGAGACUGAUUGCACAAAGGAGAGUAAGAAGAGAAAGCUGGAUGCAAAUAUGGCAGAUACUAAAAGGAGUGGAUCAUUGAAAAGCCCUGACAUUGAAAACAUUGCCCGCAACCUAGGACAAUGUGCAAUCAAUGCAGAAAUCCCCUCCUCAGAUCCACUCUUGGAAGCAGAGGAGGACCAGACAAUGCUGGAAGACAACGAUGCAAGCACCAAAGACUCAGCAGCGCUAGAGAUCGCUGAUGCAGCUGUGAAACGGAGGAAAGUUGAUAAAAAAGCAUCCAGAGGCAAAACAUUGAACUUGGCCAUAAAACUGAACAUGGAGCCCUCUGCCUCCAGUGCCAAGUUGAACCCAUCUGCUGCAAGCACUGAGGCUGAAAAUGAAGAAGUCAGUGAGAAAAAUGCAACUGCAGAAGUGGCAAGUGAGAAGGGUAGUGAUGAUGCAAGUAGCGGGGCUGAGAGACCCCUGGUUGGUUUCAGGCUCCCCAAGACUGGCUUAUCUUCUUCAAUAAGUGAUGUCUUGGAGUCAAGUGGAGAUAAAGUCACAGCAAAGGGUGAUCAGCACCACUGUAAUAGCACACUCCUGGAAGCCAAAAAUGAGGUAGAUGUGGCAGAACAACAUAAAAAGGCAGAAAAUGCAAGUGAAAAAGGGCAAGCAGAAGUCAUGGGCAAGAAACAAGUUCUAGAGAGUCUGGAGCAACGCAUGGCAUCCACUUGUCCUGAAGAAGACAGUGCUGGGGUUGCAACACAAAACCCUGAAAGCUCUGAGCAUGCAGCAGAGCCUUCUGAAGAGCAGGUAGCAGCAGAGUGAGUCCAGCAUGGCAAGCACUGGAGCAUGCAGAGAUGACACUGCCCUAACUGCCA
Indicator indicator is the source of this 2189-nucleotide messenger RNA. RefSeq names its product opioid growth factor receptor (gene OGFR). The transcript is spliced from 10 exons. The record is from RefSeq and is a predicted model, not a curated record. Gene Ontology annotation, molecular function: opioid growth factor receptor activity. The coding region runs from base 1 to 2136 and encodes 711 amino acids. Gene Ontology annotation, cellular component: membrane. Lineage: Eukaryota; Metazoa; Chordata; Aves; Piciformes; Indicatoridae.